Messenger RNA from Conger conger (European conger), 3999 nucleotides. RefSeq lists its product as uncharacterized. Bases 17 to 1366 code for a protein of 449 amino acids. The transcript has 12 exons. Lineage: Eukaryota; Metazoa; Chordata; Actinopteri; Anguilliformes; Congridae. Gene Ontology annotation, molecular function: GTPase activity. The record is from RefSeq and is a predicted model, not a curated record.
GCUAGUUAUUUUCAUAAUGUCUGGCAGUAGGAAGCCCAGGUCGGUGGCAAACCCUUUGGAUUCGGCUAUCACCACACCAAGCGAGCGAAUAUUGAGAGAAUGCCACAAUCUAUAUAUCGACAGCGACAACGGGCUGGUGAAGAUAGCCGGCAGCCUCGGCCUCAGGCUCCUUCCUCCCCGGAAGAAAAUCAUCGUGAUGAUAAUGGGGAACCACUCUGCGGGAAAGAGCUCCUUCAUUAACUGGUAUGUGGAAGAGCACAUCCAGAAGACCGGAGUGGCCAUCGAAACACAGGGCUUUACCUUCAUCACCAGCGGGAGAAAGAGGGAAUCAUUAACCGGCAAUGCAACGCUUCACCUGUACCCACAUUUCCGUCCUCUUCUGGAGUUUAAAGGUGUCACCGACUACGUCUCCGCGGAAAUCUCUACCUCCAAGCAGAAGAAAUUUAGCCUGGUGACGUUUGUGGACACCCCGGGACUGGUGGACGGCGACAUGGUCUACCCCUUCGACGUCAACAGUGCCAUCACGUGGUUCGGCGAGCAAGCCGACCUGGUCUUCGUGUUCUUCGACCCGAUGGGCCAGGCCCUGUGCAAGCGCACGCUCAACAUCGUGGAGAGUCUGAGCGAGAGGUGCGGAGACAAGAUCUUCUUCUUCCUCAGCAAAGCCGACGAAGCCGGCCGGGAGACUGACAGGCAGAGAGUGAUGAUGCAGAUCGUUCAAGAAUUGUGUCGGAGACCGGGCCUGAACAAAUGUGGCUUUGAGAUGCCCACCAUAUACAUCCCAAACCCACAAAAGCCCAGCCGAUGCGAGAACCAGAUCGACGUGGUCUGUCAGACCAUCGAGAAGACCAUCAACCAGGCCGUCCAGAAAACCCUGGACCAGCUGGAGAAGGACUGCGACCUCAUCUGCUCCAGCGUCGGCGGCAAGCUGGCCCAGGACAGGGUGGACGUGAGCUACAAUAGGACCACGCGUCUGCGGUCCUUCCUCUUCGGCGCGCUGGGCGUUCUGCUGCCCGCCCUCCUCAUCCUCAGCUUCCUGGUGAACACCCUCUCCAAGGAGGAGAUGGAGGGCCUGGUGGGAGAGGGGCUGGCCCGGGUAUUCUCUCUCUCCGCGGCGAUGGUGGUGAUUGUGUGGGACUGGAUACCGGAAGACAGCCAAAUUUGGUUUGCAGUCCUCUUUGUAGCCUUCUGUUACCUCUUAAUUUAUCUCGCCAGAUAUUUUGCAAGCCGGGGAAACAAAACUCUCACCAAGAAGGAGAAGAGGAACCUAGCAAAGUUCAGCGAUUACAUCCAGGAUGUGGUCAAACCCAGAAAGUGGGAACUGUACAAAGAGUAUCUCCAGCAGUGUGCGGCAGAGUACGACUUCUGACAGACCGGCCAAAAACAUGGAGGAAUCUCACCUGCUCUGAUCAUUGCCUGCAUCAGUUCAUAGGUUAGGAACCUAUUUGCUGAUAUAUGCUGGCAUACGAUACACGUUUCAGGGCAUUCUUUUGAAAGCUCCUGAUCUACUGGACUGUAAUGCAUUAGUUAUUAAGAAAACAAUUAUAUUGUGACUUUACUCUUGAUGGCAUGUCACAAUUCUCGCUUUCUGAUUUCUUUUCUUACAAAUAUCAUAGUUUACCUGGGAUUAUUUCAUGGGGAGGGGGGGACACUUAAGUGCCUUCUGUAUGUCAGUGAAAUGUAGAGAGGAAAGUAUUUGUGGUGUGUCAUCACUUAAGAUAAACCAGCAGCUAACUUUUACUUUAACAUUACUUUUCUUUCCUCUUUUUUUUAUCUCUUUUAAUCAUGAUACACAGUACGGAGCUGUUAAAAUGUCUUCUUAUAAACUCAAGUAUAACUGACAGUUUAAUCAUUAAUUGGAAGCUUUUCGCCAAAGCGAAUUACGGGUUUAUUUCUCAUGUCACGUGGUAAGCAAACGCCACCAUCAAGCUCUCUGCCGCUAGACCUGGCAGAUAAGGGGGAGAUGAGGGUUAAAUUUAAUUUAUUAUUUUAAUUAAAACGUUGAACUGUAGUGUGAAAAGGUGGGUUUUUGAAGUUUUCCAAAUAUUUCGUCCAGUCACUCUUUGACGACCUGCACACUGUCGUGUAUGUCUCUGCAUUCACUGUGUUUGUAACUCUUCGAUUGUGUUUUGUGCUUGUGAAGUGUUCUGUGAUUUAUAUUUAAGCCGGUGCUAUUUUAGUGGUGACCAGGUCUGCAGCACAGAAAACCUACACGGUCAGGGUUUGGUGACUGGGUCCAUAUUUAAUGCAAUCUUUAUUCAGAGCCAGGUGACCAGUUCCUGAACAAAAGGUAUACUCAGGUCCUCAUCUUUCUUACUCAAUAUUUCACCUUUAAUAUCGCAGUAUUCAUUUUUGUUGGUCUGUUUGAAAGGUAGCUGACCAGCUAUCUCCAUGUAGCUGACUGGUUUGAGUGAGUCAUCACUUUACAAUAGCGAGAUAUCAUUGCAUUAGCUGUAAUGCUAAUAUGCUAUUUUCUUUUUAGUUUUAGCUAGCAAUCAUAUACCUAGAUAGCUAAUGUAAUUUAGUCUUUAAUAGGUUGUUUGUGUUUUAGUGUUUUACCUCAUAAUUAUAGCAGUCCAGUUAGUCAUUUCUAACGUGAGUUUAGUAACUGUCUGUUUUGUGGCUGGCAAGUGUUGACCAGUAUAGUAGAAUAGAAUGAAAGCACAUAGCUAACUAGCUCACUAGCUAGCAUAAUGGUCACUCUGCCAUAGGUUUAAGGGAGAUUUUAUUCAUAGACUAGAGGAAGGGAAUCGGUGUUGUAUAUUAAAAAUUACCUUGUAUGUUUUAGAGGUGCUUUAAUUGAAUUGAAUUGUCAAUUUGGCAGGAGUGCUGUGGCUAACAUAUUCCAUAUGUUAAGUCUGGCUGUGCACCUAAGAAUCAUGUCAUCACAUGAUUCAUUGGUGCAUUGUGAUUGGAUAUUACCUGCCAGGCCCUGAAUGCAUGUUUUCUGGGUUGCAGACACUGGUGAAAUGGAUACUGCAUAGCACUCGAUAUAUCACAUUUAAAAUGAUUGUAAUUGACACAUCACAAUCAUUUUAUGAAUUUAUGAAUUGUAUUGGUCUCAUCGGUACACUAUUCUAUUCAUAAAUCUGAAAGUGUUUUGCUGUCCAGUUCUGUGGUUCUCUUUAACAAUAGUCUUGUAAGGUUUGUGUGUAGGAGCUGCAGCAGCGUUUUGUAGAAUGUACAUGGGCUGUGCACUGCUGAAAGGUGUCAUCCAUGUACUGUAGCACAAUCCGAGAAAGCCCCAAAUGAUGUGUACUUUUUACAGUAGCCAGUGUUCUCUUUCCUAUUUUGUAGUGUACCUAUAUUGUGUUUAAUGUCUAGACUUAUAUGCUGUGAAAAAUGAUAAUGAGAUUUAUAUUUCUAAUGAACUGUGACAUUUUCAACUCCUGCAUUAUGGACCGUUCAUCCAACGUAAUGUUUUGUGUUUCCCUUUGAUACACUAUAAACCUGGUUCUAAAAACUGGAUGGUGCCUUCAAUGAAUUUAUAUGUAAUUUGGGGGUAUCUGCCAUAACACAGCUUCCAGAAGUUUGUUUUGUUCACCUUUACAGCAAGAUGAAAGGUUGUUUACCUUUAACAAAACUCCUGCCACGGUAGGCUUUUAAUACAGCUAAUGGCUGUAAUAUUAAUAUUAAUAUUACUGAUAUUAAGUAAUGGCUACUAUAGAUGCUGACUCAGUGAAAAUAAUCAGUAUAAAUGUGCAUGAUAUUUCACACUGGCCGCAAAAUUAUUUUUACAGGUACUUUCUGACUUUAACUUUUUAAGGUUUUAGUUUUGACAGAAGAAUUGUGCAAAUCUAUUUUUCUCAUCUGAAGUAUAAUUCUUUUUUUUAAAAGGGCACUUUAUACUCUAUUCAAUGUAUCCGUUUAAUGCUGUAAAGUCUCCCACCAGUAACUGGCUGGACAGAGCAGUACAGGUGUUUGUACCCCUUGUCAAAGCAUCUUCAGUUGAUGUUUCACAUGUUUUUUCAAGCUGUUAAUAAAUACUUUCUGAUGCACCGA